Molecule: messenger RNA, 1346 nt
Organism: Musa acuminata subsp. malaccensis (wild Malaysian banana)
Lineage: Eukaryota; Viridiplantae; Streptophyta; Magnoliopsida; Zingiberales; Musaceae
Product: ubiquitin-conjugating enzyme E2 32
Source: RefSeq, a predicted model, not a curated record
UAUCUACCCUUCUGGCGAUAGCUCGCCCCUGCCCCCUUCUUCCCCCUUCUCGUUCUCGGUGUGGAAUCUGAUUCCCGCUGCCCGGUUGAGAAAGUAGCGGCGGGGGGAAUAUUAUCUACCGUUCUGGCGAUAGCUCGCCUCUGCCCCCUUCUUCCCCCUUCUCGUUCUCGUUGUGGAAUCUGAUUCCCGCUCCUCGGUUGAGAAAGUAACGGCGGGGGCUAAUCGACAGCCUGUGGCCAUGGCGGAGGAGCGGUACAACCGGAGGAACCCGGCGGUGAAGCGGAUCCUCCAGGAGGUGAAGGAGAUGCAGUCCAACCCCUCCGACGACUUCAUGAGUCUUCCUCUCGAGGAAAAUAUUUUCGAGUGGCAGUUUGCCAUUCGAGGGCCUCAGGAUACUGAAUUUGAAGGAGGAAUCUAUCACGGACGGAUCCAAUUGCCUGCUGAAUACCCACUUAAGCCCCCUUCCUUUAUGUUUUUGAGCCCAAAUGGUCGUUUUGAAACACAGACCAAGAUCUGCUUAAGCAUAUCAAAUUAUCAUCCUGAACAUUGGCAACCAUCAUGGAGCGUGCGAACAGCAUUAGUUGCCCUAAUUGCGUUUAUGUCAACUAAUCCCAAUGGAGCUUUGGGUUCUUUGGAUUACAAGAAAGAAGUGAGGCAUGAGCUUGCCAUCAAGUCCCGUGAAGCAGCUCCUAGAUAUGGCAACCCAGAGAGACAAAAGUUAAUCGAUGAGAUUCAUCAGUACAUGCUGAGUAAAGCUCCCCCUGUGCCUCAACUUCCACCAACUCCAACCACUGAACCUACAGAUAAUUUGGUAACUGAAGAUCAAGUCACUGCUAAUUUGGAUGCUAUUACAGCUGCUGAGGAUCUUCCAAACCAGGAAUCAGAUCAGAGAGCCAUAGAAGAUGGGCAUGAGGUUCGUGUCAAUGCAGCUGAAGGGCCGCUAAGGGUUGGCAUAAGUGCUGGAGCAAGUUUAAGGUUGCCAGCGGUUGAGGUGCGUGAGCUGCACCAGAGGCCUGCUGCUAGAGUUCAGAAGCCCUUGGAUGAUCGUUUUCUCACUUGGGCUGCCAUCUGGUUGGUGGUUGCUAUUUUGCUCCUCUUAGUGAAGAAGUUUUUGAAAUCUAAUUCAUUUGCUGGAUAUAUGGGUAGCUUGUAAAUAAAAAAAAGAAUGAAGUUUGCUUUGAAGAUAAAUUGUGUUGGAUCUACAUGUUAGAGAAGCUCGUCUGCUCAUUGAUUACUACAGUAAAAUGUUGAUUCUUGUUCACAGUCUAUGUCAGUAUGAUUUUCUACUGGUACUUUUGCAAUGUAAAAUGUAUGCUCUAUAGCAUAUUAUUGACUUACAUCACUAU